This is a messenger RNA of Fusarium mangiferae, 1278 nucleotides long. RefSeq lists its product as uncharacterized. The coding region runs from base 1 to 1278 and encodes 425 amino acids. The transcript has a single exon. The record is from RefSeq and is a predicted model, not a curated record. NCBI's taxonomy places the organism in Eukaryota, Fungi, Ascomycota, Sordariomycetes, Hypocreales, Nectriaceae.
AUGUCGUCCGACCUAGUCCCUACUGGAAUGUCUGAUCUGGAUGUCUAUCUUUCAGAUAGAUAUGCUCCGACAGAUAGUGUCGACCAGUUGGCUACCCCACCAGAGGAGGCGGCUGCCAUCCGCCGCAAAUGCUCCUAUAUCCGAAAGAAGUGGUAUUUCCCCAUGCUAGAAAACCUUGGCUCCGUCCCUAAGGGUCUUGCAAAUCCUCUUGGGACACCCACCGCAGGGCUCGGUCACUUCAACAAGCUUCCAUCCGACGUCAUGAACAACAUACUUGUUCAACUUGAUGUCAAGUCUUUUCGUUGCUUCCGCAACGCCAAUGCCAAAGCUCACAGCAUCACCGAAACAGUUCUGGACUGCAGGGAGGUCUUGGAGUAUGGGCAGGCCGCAAUCACCAGCAUCAUCCGUACCGGUUUAAGCCGUCAUGUAACCAUCGGUGAGAUCCAUCUCGCUCUCACGUCCUCCAAGUGCGGCUUUUGCGAGGCGUAUGGGCCAAUUUUGUUCCUGCCGACAUGCACUAGAACGUGCCACGAGUGUCUUAGAACCUCGCCUCGGAUGUCAAUGAUCGGGACGGAAGAGAUCCUCCCAUUCUAUGCUCGAUUCGGCAUGUACAAAGGCCACGGAAAUCGUUCGCAUCUCCUCAAGUCACUCCUCAAGUCGUCCAUGGCGGUUAUGCGCGUCCGCGACCAUCUACGCCCCAGAAAGAUGGUUAAGAAUGUUCGAUGCGUGUUAGUAGAUGACCUCUUCUGGUAUCAAGAAGAGUUGGGCAUACAGACCUCAGACCCGAUGCGAUACCUCUUCGACAAGGAGUGGCUCCAUUUCCGCACCGCCGCCUGCAUUAACUUCCCGUAUCUCAACACCUCCACAGGUGUACUGGAGAAAGGUCUCAGCUGCAGAGGCUGCCAAGAGGUAUUCCAAGAACGAAGCCUGCUGGCAAUUGCCGCCGGGACUACCUACGGCGCCGUCGCGGACCGCGACACUUGUUAUUCACACGAGGGGUUUCAGGAGCAUUUUGAGACUUGCCAGCAUGCACAGCAAGUCUGGGAAAACAGCGAGUUGCCUGGUCGGGAGGCCUGGUUUGCUGCGAAUGGAGGUGUUCACUGGUGGCUCAGUCAACGAGCCGAAUAUUGCCAGCGGUUCGCGGAUCAGUUGCCGGAGGUGAAUAACGAGGGGUUCUGGGUCGCGGUUGGCGUUGCUGUUCAAGUCUUGCUCCACGCUUGUCUCUUGAUUUUCUUUGCCAAGUGGUAUAUCCCAGCGGCUAGUUCUGGGGGAGUCUGA